GCACAGUGUUCAUCUAUCCUGUGCCUAUAUAAUCUUCAUGAUUACAUAACAUUCUCCCACAGUCUCAUUGCACUUUCUGAGCUAAAUCAUCCUGCUACUUUCUUUGCAAUCUCCAUUUCCCUCUUGGCUUUCAUUUCCAAUUCCUCAGUUUGUGGAGCUAAUGGAGUCUUUUGAAGGCAUGAUUGAUGAUGCAAAGGUGGCAAGGGAUGGAAAGGACGCCAUCAUUGUAUCAGCUUCCAGGAAAGCCCCAAGUAUUGACCAGCCAGGAGAUGAAAGUGCUGGAGUUAGCAUAGAAGAAGGGACACAUAACUCUGAAGCCAAAUUGGAACCGCCAUGUGGGAAAACAACAUGCAAAACAAAGUCAUCAAGUAUCCGAUCCUUGGUUAAUAAAGAGAGUAGUGCUGUGAGCCUUGAUGACAUAGAUUCUGUUCGUAUGGGGACUUCCAGCAAUGGUAUUGGCUCAUCUAUCUUGCGUCCUGAUGUCCCCUUACCUUCAGAUGGCUCAAUUCUACAAAUUAAUAGCGGAAAUUAUCCAACAAGUCAGUCUCAGCCAGCUCAUGAAGAUACAGAAUCAUGCACCUGGAGGAACAUACAAUAUGAACCCACAUUCCCAAUAUGUCUAAAGUUCGAAGAUGUUAAAUAUAAGGUACCAGUUAAAGGCGAAAAAAUCUCAGAUGCAGAGAAGCAUAUACUCCAUGGAAUAAGUGGCUUGGUAUAUCCAGGAGAGGUUCUUGCUCUGAUGGCACCAUCAGGAGGGGGGAAAACAACUCUUCUUCAUGUACUUAGUGGAAGAGUAAAAUUUGACAGUGGUACCAUCACUUACAACGAUCGACCAUAUUCCAAGUCACUGAAGUGGAGGAUUGGUUUUGUACUGCAAGAUGAUAUUACCUUUCCUCAUCUUACAGUCAAGGAAACUCUAACAUAUGCUGCUCUGCUCCGGCUCCCCAAUACCUUCACUAUGCAGCAGAAAAAGGAAAGGGCUAUGAGUGUUAUUAGCGAGCUAGGCCUUGAAAGGUGCCAAAAUACAGUGAUUGGUGGCACAUUUUUUAGAGGAAUUUCUGGCGGUGAGAGAAAAAGGGUCUGCAUUGCCAGUGAAAUCCUCCUUAACCCAUCACUUCUAUUCUUAGAUGAACCAACAUCAGGUCUGGAUUCAACAACUGCGCUACGAAUUGUUCAGAUGCUACAUAACAUUGCACAGUCUGGCACGACAGUAGUGACAACAAUACAUCAGCCAUCUAGUAGACUAUUUAGUAAGUUUGACAAGCUGAUUCUCUUGGGCAAAGGCAGCUCCUUGUACUUUGGAAAAGCCUCAGAAGCAAUGGAAUAUUUCUCCUCAAUUGGUUGUUUUCCACUCAUAGCCAUGAAUCCAGCAGAGUUUCUUAUUGAUUUGGCCAAUGGAAACAUAAAAGACAAAUCGGUUCCAUCAGAUUUCGAGGACAGGUUUCUGCCUAGAAAGAGAAGUCUUGAUAUGAAACAUGGAGGGCCUUCCCAAGUUGAUGUCCAUGAGUAUCUGGUGGAGGCUUAUGCAGAGAGGGUAGAAAAGUUGGAGAAGACAAAGCUCCUACAACCUGUCCUAGUGCUGAGUCUGAGAUGCAGACAAGGUUGAAUUCAAGGGAAUGGGAGCAACUUGGUGGACCAGUUCUCAGUUCUCUUUAAAAGGGGCUUUAAGGAGAGACGCCAUGAAUACUUCAGCUGCAUGCGCGUAACCCAAGUUUAUCUACUGCUAAAUCAUGGGUUACUUUGGUGGCGUUCUGAGCCAUCUCCUAAGGGACUUGAGGAUCAGGCAGGGCUGUUAUUCUUCAUUUCGGUGUUUUGGGCUUUCUUUCCUAUGUUUACUUCCAUUUUCACAUUCCCUCAAGAGAGAGUGAUGCUAGCUUUGGAAAGAUCUGUAGGCAUGUACAGACUCAGUGCCUUUUUUUUGGCCAGAAUGACAACUGAUCUUCCUUUGGAUCUCAUAUUGCCUGCAGCGUUCCUUGUGAUUGUCUAUCUUAUGGCAGGCUUGAAGCCAACAAUUACAGCAUUUUCUCUUACAAUGCUUACAGUUUUCGUAAGUGUAGUUGCAUCGCAGGGUCUUGGCCUUACUAUAGGAGCAGCAUUAAUGGAUGUGAAGAAAGCAGCAACAUUGGCUUCUGUUAUUAUAAUGGCCUCCAUGUUAUCCGGAGGAUUCUUUAUCCAGAAAGUCCCAGCAUUUAUGUCGUGGGUAAGAUACAUCUCCUUUACAUACCACACAUACAGGCUGUUGCUCAAGAUUCACUACGGUUGUGCUGGUUCGGAUACUGGAUCAGGUUCAUGUAUCUCUCCCUUCAAAGGAUUACGACUUGAUUGGGACGCCAAGGAAGUUGGUACUAUGAUAGCUAUAAUAGUAGGAUAUCGGCUACUAGCAUAUGCAUUCUUAAGGAGAAUGAAAUUAAUGACGAUAACUUAGUACAUGUCCUUCAACACUGUUGAUUUAUAGACGUCAGCUUGCUGGUAGCCAAUAAGCAGGAAGAAGUUACUCCCUCUGUUAAAAUCCUCAAUAAGUUGAAAUUGGCCAGCGUUUUAAAAGCAUCGGUUACUUUAAAAGCUGCCCUCUUCCCCCACCCUAAAAUAGGGAGAUUCUUAAGGAAAAUAAAUGUUCUG
Molecule: messenger RNA, 2619 nt
Organism: Theobroma umbraticum
Lineage: Eukaryota; Viridiplantae; Streptophyta; Magnoliopsida; Malvales; Malvaceae
Product: ABC transporter G family member 22-like
Biological process (GO): transmembrane transport
Cellular component (GO): membrane
Molecular function (GO): ATP binding; ATP hydrolysis activity; ABC-type transporter activity
Source: RefSeq, a predicted model, not a curated record